CUCUUGCCAGCUGGGGAGCUGUCAGUCGACGUUUGGACGACUUUUAUGGUGAGGUGUUUGCUUGUGGUUUUCUCCAGGGGUCGCAAUCGCAAAUUUCGUGCGAAGAAAGCGGAAAAGUGCGCGGUGAUAAAAUAUGUAAUGUGUUGUGAUAAUUAGCUCGCCCACGGUCAGUAAAAUGUCUUACCUGAGUCACGGCGGCGAUAUCGUGAAUUUAAAUGUCGGUGGAAAGAGGUUCUCUACCUCCCGCCAAACACUUACCUGGAUUCCAGAUACAUUUUUCACGGCUCUGCUCAGCGGCCGAAUUUCCAGUUUACGUGAUGAAAAUGGUGCCAUUUUCAUCGACCGUGAUCCUGACUACUUCGCCAUUAUAUUGAAUUAUUUACGAACUAAGGAUAUUGAUAUUAGCAAAUGCGAUGUAAGGGCAUUACGCCAUGAAGCUGAGUAUUACAGCAUUUCGCCCCUUAUAAAAAGAUUGAUGCUGUGCGAAGACAUUUUGCAUUCAUCAUGUGGAGAUGUAUUGUUCUACGGCUAUUUAGCUCCACCAGUUAUGCCCCCCAUUCCAGCUUCUGCCGUAUCUAGUGGACAGGAUGGAAAUCAAUCGGCGGGAGCUAGUUGUGCUGCGAGUGAAGUUAAUGUUUCUUCAACAAGUUCUAACGGCAAUGGUUGUUCGAUACAACAUGUCUCAUCGAACGGACAUUCUGGGCUUAAUGCCAGGCCAGGGUCCAUGGUAAGAGUGCCUGAACUGUCAUCUAGUGUUUCGAACGGAGGACGACAUUCCAGCCAUUCCCGUAAUUCGUCAUGGGAUUUACGUUCAGCAGGUCGUAAUUCCCAAGACAUGCGACCAUCUUGGGCAUCAGCUGCUGCUGGUCACUCACGCACGGCUUCGCUGGAUCUACGACAUUCUCGACAGUCUUCAGCAGAUUUGAAUAAAUACAUUAAAAACGACGUUGGAAUGGUGUUCAGUAGCUCACAUCUCUCUUCGCAAUGGAUUGAUCCUCUACGUGUUCAAAUCAUCAAAGCUCAUCACAACUGGAUUCUGAUUGCAUACGCUCAUUUUGUAACGUGCUAUCGCCUUAAGGACUCAACAGGUUGGCAACUAGUCUUCACAUCACCCUAUAUAGAAAGUACCAUAGAACGAAUUGCAAUCAACGCUAAGGUGAAUUUAUCAAGUGCUGAGCCAUCACCAAGUAAGAUGGUGGCAAUUUCAUAUGGAAGUCAGAUCAGGUUGUGGGGAAUUCAGGAGAAUGGGAAUAAAAUUGAUGUUGGAACUUUCAACUUAAACGUACGAGUUGAGCAUCUGUUCUUUAUAGGGAGCCAAUUAGUAGCACUUUCAUCGUCAGGUAAAAUCGGCGUUUGGCAUGCAAUGACCCAACAUUGGCAAAUUCAAGACUUGGUGCCGAUUUUAUCAUUUGACAGUGCCGGAUCUUUCUUACUGCUUGGAUGUAAUAAUGGGUCAAUAUAUUACAUAGAUAUGCAGAAAUUCCCGUUACGCAUGAAGGACAACGAUUUAUUGGUGACGGAGCUAUACAAGGAUCCAGCUAACGAUCAUAUCACUGCUAUCUCAGUGUAUCUAACUCCAAAGACAUCAAACAUUGAAACAGAUUCAGAUACUGUGUAUAUAGUUAGAUUGAUAAAUGAUAUUAUGCGUUUGUGUAAACUCCAAUUCUGUACAGGCUUAUGUGGAAAUUGGAUUGAAAUCGCCUACGGCACAAAAUCGGGUUCAGUGCGUGUAAUUGUGCAGCACCCCGAAACGGUAGGCCACGGGCCUCAAUUAUUUCAAACAUUCACAGUACAUCAAAGUCCUGUCACGAAGGUUACACUGUCUGAAAAAUACUUGAUAUCUGUCUGUAGCGAAUACAAUCAUGUUCGAACCUGGCGGGUGACUAGGUUUCGUGGAAUGAUAUCGACGCAGCCAGGCUCAACUCCAGAAGCAUCUUUCAAAAUCGUAUCUCUAGAAGCUACUGACACGAAUUACAGUUAUUCGGCUGGCAAUGAUUUCGGUCCUUUCGGUGAACAGGACGAUGAGCAAAUAUUUGUGCAAAAAGUUGUGCCUGAAACGGAUCAGCUGUACGUACGUCUAGCAUCAAAUGGCGAGCGAAUUUGUAUUAUAAAAUCUGUUGAUGGAACAACAAUGACUUCAUUUUGUGUUCAUGAAUGUGAAGGACCUACGCGCAUGGGGUCGAGGUUCAUUUUAACCGGUCACAGCAAUGGUGCUAUUCAGAUGUGGGAUCUUUCGACUGCACUAGAACUGUCUUCAAAAUCAGAACCAAUCCAGCCGUACGGCGGGGGCCCUUCGCCCGAAGAGCUACUCCGACUUUUAGAUCAAUGUGAUUUGAGUAAUAGUCAUUGCUCGACACCGUGUAUGUCCCCUUGCCCGUCGGCGCUAGCCAAUCCAACAGUUGCUCGAUUGAAAGCAAGUAAUGCUGCGCUAUUGAAUCAAUGCCAACAUCAAAGUGAUUAAGUUCGCAUUUAAAAAUAUUUCUCUCUAUAUUAUACAAUUAUUAUUAUCCGUUUAGAAUAUUUAUGUUAUAAAAUCGUUAUAUUUUCUCAUUUAUUAUAUUAUGAGACGAAAGAAAUCGAUAAAAAAAUUUUAAAAUUGCAAUAGC
Hermetia illucens (black soldier fly) is the source of this 2606-nucleotide messenger RNA. RefSeq names its product BTB/POZ domain-containing protein KCTD3. Gene Ontology annotation, molecular function: protein binding. The coding region runs from base 176 to 2461 and encodes 761 amino acids. The record is from RefSeq and is a predicted model, not a curated record. Gene Ontology annotation, biological process: protein homooligomerization. The transcript is spliced from 5 exons. NCBI's taxonomy places the organism in Eukaryota, Metazoa, Arthropoda, Insecta, Diptera, Stratiomyidae.